AUGGAACAUUCCAUGUAUGUGAUUGUCGGCGGUGGAGUUUCUGCCGUUGCUUGUUGCCAAGAGCUUAGAAAUGUCGAUCAAUUUGGCUCUAUAACCCUAAUUUCAGCUAGUCCUUUGCUUAAAGUAGUAAAGAAUCAUGUUCCUAUUGGACAGUUACUACAGUCUUUUGAUGUUUCCGAACAAUCAAUGUCUAGGACUUUUACAGAUGAAGAAAAUAUCAAAGUUGUAAAGGGAAAGGUAACGGGCUGGAAUUGGAAAGAUAAGAUUUUAUUUCUGAAGAACGGUCGCAGUUUUGCAUACAACAAGUUGUGCCUUUGUACGGGUGGAAGGCCAAAAGUUCAAUGGAAGCAUCCUUUAAUAAUUACUAUUCGAGAUACGGAAACUGUAGAAAGACUAAGCAAGAAAAUAAGAAAUGCCAGACGUGUUGUCAUUGUUGGGAAUGGUGGUAUUGCCACUGAAGUUGUUUAUGAACUUAAGAACGUUGAGAUAAUAUGGGCUAUACGACAUUCUUCUAUAUCGGCUACUUUUUUCGACGAAGGAGCUGCAGAAUUUUUCAAGCCCAUGUUGUUUUCUGGGAAAACUAAUGAAAAAAGGAAGGGCUUUGCGGGAUCAAAGCAGUACAGGAUAACGGUUGAAGAUGACGGAAAUACAGAGAGCGGAGUAGCCGGCUGUGCUCUUGGUCCUGACUGGGCUGUAGGAGUUGACAUAAGCGGUGCCUUAAAAGAGCGUUCAGUUCACGUAAUUUACAAUGUUGAAAUGAAGGGUUUUUUGGAGAGCAUUGAGAAGGUAACGCUGACGAAAGAAAGUCCGUUUAGUGAGGGCGAUUGGCCCCUAUAUAUCGAGUUAACUGAUGGUCAGAUAGUUGGUUGUGAUUUAGUGAUUCAGGCUACAGGAGUUCAGCCAAAUUCUGACUUGUGGAAAGCUAGCUGCAGCGAUAUGCGUCUCUGGACUCAGGCGUAUCAGAUGGGAGGGUACUGUGGACGCUGUAUGGCAAUUACUGAUAUUACUCUUGACUUUUGUUUUGAGUUAUUCAGUCAUAUAACAACAUUUUUUGGCUAUAAGGUCAUAUUUUUGGGAAAGUUUAAUGGUCAAGACGUUGAAAAACCGUGGCAUGUCCUUAUGCGGAUUUCGAAAGACCGAGAUUACAUUAAGUUAAUUAUUCAUAAUGGACGAAUACAAGGCGCUGUUCUAGUUGGAGAAACGAAUCUGGAAGAGGCGAUUGAAAAUUUAAUACUCAACCAAAUCGAUAUAACGGAUGUUGAGGACGAAUUGUUAGACCCUGAUAUUGAUAUAGGCGAUUAUUAUGAUUAA
This is a messenger RNA of Enterobius vermicularis (human pinworm), 1311 nucleotides long. Lineage: Eukaryota; Metazoa; Nematoda; Chromadorea; Rhabditida; Oxyuridae. The record is from the annotation of a GenBank genome assembly.